Carassius carassius (crucian carp) is the source of this 5017-nucleotide messenger RNA. Its product is annotated as probable global transcription activator SNF2L2. The transcript has 33 exons. Gene Ontology annotation, cellular component: nucleus. The coding region runs from base 136 to 4665 and encodes 1509 amino acids. The record is from RefSeq and is a predicted model, not a curated record. Gene Ontology annotation, biological process: positive regulation of transcription by RNA polymerase II. Gene Ontology annotation, molecular function: protein binding; ATP binding; DNA binding. Lineage: Eukaryota; Metazoa; Chordata; Actinopteri; Cypriniformes; Cyprinidae.
AAAACGCGAACUUCAACUUGUCAGCAAAACAGAGGGGGAGGGGACCAACAUAUGGCAGUCAUAUUUCUGAAGCCGAAAUAAUGUGCUAGACCUUUUAUUGUGUUGUUUACCUCGCAGAAGAUUCUCAGUCGAUAGAUGUCCACCCCCAACGAACCACCGGUUGGGAUACCCCAUGCUGGUCCUUCACCAGGUGCUGGCCUGUCUCCGGGGCCCAUCCUAGGGCCCAGCCCUGGACCCGGCCCCUCUCCUGGCUCUGUACACAGCAUGAUGGGCCCCAGUCCAGGGCCCCCAAGUGUCCCACAUGCUAUGCAGGGACAAGGGGCUGCAGACUAUUCACAGGAAAUGCACCCAAUGCAUAAGCCUAUGGAGGGAAUGCAUGAGAAGGGGAUGGGAGACGAUAUGCACUAUGGACAAAUGAAGGGGGUGAGCAUGAGAUCCCUGCACAGUGGCAUGGGUCCUCCACAGAGCCCUAUGGAUCAACAUACUCAAGGCUACAUGUCCCCUCAUCCCUCGCCGAUAGGCCAGGUGCCAGAGCAUGUGCCUAGCCCUAUGUCAGGAGGAGGGCCGACCCCACCGCAGAUGUCUCAGGGUCAGUCACCCAUGAUGCCCAUGGAUCCACAGGGGAUGGGACAGCAAGCCAGGGGUCAGUCUGCCUUCAGCCCCGUUCAGCUACAGCAACUCAGGGCUCAGAUCCUGGCAUACAAGAUCCUGGGGCGGGGUCAGCCUCUGCCUGAGAAUCUGCAGUUAGCAGUUCAGGGCAAGAGGAGCCUCCCCAUUAUGCAGCAGCAGCAGCCCGUCAACACUGGCCCCUACAACAGACCUCUAGGUAUGCCAAUGACUCACGGAGGGCCUGCUACAGGCCCGUGUCCCUCUCCAGCAAUGCAGACUCAUACCCAAAGCUCUGGGCCAAAACCAUGGCCUGAAGGUCAAGGCUCAGAGACCCCCAGUGCUCAACAGAAGUUGUCGGUCCCAGCUCCCAGUGGCAGACCCUCUCCAGCCCCACCGUUGGCCCCCACUGGCACACAAGCUGUGCCCAGCACCUCCCUCACCUCCCAACCCCAACCUCAGCCCCCACCAGGACCAGGCCAGCCCUCGCUCAUCAUCCAGCUUCAGCAGAAACAGAAUCGCAUCACACCAAUUCAGAAGCCUCAGGGUCUGGACCCUGUCGAACUCUUGCAAGAGAGGGAAUACCGUCUUCAGGCCAGGAUUGCUCACAGAAUUCAGGAGCUGGAGAAUCUGCCAGGGUCACUGCCACCUGAUCUGCGGACUAAAGCUACUGUGGAGCUGAAGGCCUUAAGACUGCUCAACUUCCAGCGGCAGCUGAGGCUGGAUGUCGUAGCCUGCAUGCGCCGAGACACAACUCUAGAGACGGCCCUGAACUCCAAAGCCUACAAGCGCAGCAAGAGACAGACGCUGAGAGAGGCACGCAUGACCGAGAAACUAGAGAAGCAGCAGAAGAUCGAGCAGGAAAGGAAGCGCAGACAGAAACACCAGGAGUAUCUCAACAGCAUUCUGCAGCAUGCUAAAGAUUUCAAGGAAUAUCACAGGUCCAUCUCUGGAAAAAUCCAAAAGCUGUCUAAAGCCAUCGCCACAUGGCACACCAACACCGAGAGAGAGCAGAAGAAGGAGACGGAAAGAAUCGAGAAAGAGAGGAUGAGGAGACUGAUGGCUGAGGAUGAAGAAGGUUACAGGAAGCUAAUUGAUCAAAAGAAGGACAAGCGUCUGGCCUACCUUCUUCAACAGACAGAUGAAUACGUGGCCAACCUGACUGAGCUUGUCUAUGAGCACAAGGCUGCUCAGGCUGCCAAGGAGAAAAAGAGGAAGAGAAAGAAGAAAAAGAAGGAAGCUGGGGAUGCUGAAGGAUUGGGAGCCAUCGGGCCUGAUGGAGAGCUCAUAGAUGAGACCAGCCAGAUGAGUGAGCUGCCAGUCAAAGUCAUUCAGACAGAGACGGGGAAAGUGCUACAGGGGACAGAUGCCCCCAAGUCCAGUCAGUUAGAGGCAUGGCUCGAGAUGAACCCUGGAUAUGAAGUUGCUCCACGGUCAGACAGUGAAGAGAGUGGCUCGGAAUUUGAAGAGGAGGAUGAUGAAGAUGUUGUCUCCAGAGCUGAAUCAGAAGAAAAGAAAGUCAUUGAUCCCAACAGUGAUGAAGUAUCUGAAACGGCAGCCAAGCACAUUAUAGAGUCUGCUAAACAGGAUGUGGACGAUGAGUACAGUGUUCAGGCAGGAGAGACCAGCUCCCAGUCUUACUAUGGAGUGGCCCACGCGGUCAUAGAGAGGGUGGAGAAACAGUCCACCCUACUGGUCAAUGGGACUCUCAAACAUUACCAGAUCCAGGGUCUGGAAUGGAUGGUGUCUUUGUACAACAACAACCUGAAUGGUAUUCUGGCCGAUGAGAUGGGACUGGGGAAGACCAUUCAGACUAUUGCACUUAUCACUUAUCUGAUGGAACUCAAGAGGCUCAACGGGCCGUACCUCAUCAUCGUACCCCUCUCCACUUUGUCCAACUGGGUUUAUGAGCUGGACAAGUGGGCACCAAGUAUUGUGAAAAUUGCCUACAAGGGCACACCAUCAAUGCGGAGGUCUUUUGUGCCGCAGCUCCGCAGUGGGAAGUUUAAUGUCCUUAUAACCACCUACGAGUACAUCAUCAAAGACAAGCACAUUCUCGCCAAGAUUCGCUGGAAGUAUAUGAUUGUGGAUGAGGGCCACCGCAUGAAGAACCAUCACUGCAAGCUCACACAGGUGUUGAACACCCACUACGUCGCUCCUAGGAGGCUGUUACUCACUGGAACCCCUCUGCAGAACAAACUACCCGAGCUCUGGGCCCUGCUCAACUUCCUGUUGCCCACCAUCUUCAAAAGCUGCAGCACCUUUGAGCAGUGGUUCAAUGCCCCAUUUGCAAUGACAGGAGAGAGGGUGGAUCUGAAUGAAGAGGAGACCAUCCUUAUCAUUCGUCGCUUGCAUAAGGUGUUACGUCCUUUCCUUCUGCGCAGACUGAAGAAAGAGGUGGAGUCUCAGUUACCUGAGAAGGUUGAGUAUGUCAUCAAAUGUGACAUGUCAGCCAUCCAGAAGGUUCUGUACAGGCACAUGCAGGGCAAAGGCAUCCUGCUCACUGACGGCUCGGAGAAAGACAAGAAGGGUAAAGGAGGAGCCAAGACUUUAAUGAACACCAUAAUGCAGCUGAAGAAGAUCUGUAACCAUCCCUACAUGUUCCAGCACAUUGAGGAAUCUUUUGCUGAGCACUUGGGAUAUCCAAAUGGCAUUAUCAGCGGCCCUGACUUGUACCGCGCCUCUGGCAAGUUUGAAUUACUGGACCGCAUCCUGCCCAAGCUGAAGGCCACCAAUCACAGAGUGCUUCUGUUCUGUCAGAUGACCACCCUCAUGACCAUCAUGGAGGAUUAUUUUGCUUACCGUAACUUCCUCUAUCUGCGUCUGGAUGGAUCUACGAAGUCUGAGGAUCGUGCAAUGCUUUUAAAGAAAUUCAAUGAAGAAGGCUCACAGUAUUUCGUCUUCCUGCUGAGCACCAGGGCAGGAGGUCUGGGCCUCAACUUGCAAGCUGCAGACACCGUUGUGAUCUUUGACAGCGACUGGAACCCCCACCAGGACUUGCAGGCCCAGGAUCGAGCUCAUCGUAUCGGCCAGCAGAACGAAGUACGCGUAUUGCGUCUGUGUACUGUGAACAGUGUGGAGGAGAAGAUUUUAGCGGCGGCCAAGUAUAAACUGAACGUUGAUCAGAAAGUCAUUCAGGCAGGCAUGUUUGAUCAGAAGUCAUCCAGCCAUGAGCGCAGAGCCUUCCUGCAGGCUAUUCUGGAGCACGAGGAACAGAAUGAGGAGGAAGAUGAAGUUCCAGAUGAUGAAACUCUCAAUCAAAUGAUUGCUCGAAAUGAGGACGAAUUUGAGUUUUUCAUGGUUGAACUUGACCUCUGGCAGGCUAUAGAGGAUGGCAACCUGGAGGAAAUCGAAGAGGAAAUACGGCUGAAGAGGCGCAAGCGUAGGAGACACGUAGACAAAGACCUGAGGCGUGAGGAUGGAGACAAGGCCAAGAAAAGAAGAGGACGUCCUCCGGCAGAGAAGCUUUCCCCAAACCCACCCAAACUGACGAAACAGAUGAAUGCCAUCGUUGAUACUGUCAUCAAUUACAGAGAUGCAUCAGGCCGUCAGCUCAGCGAGGUCUUUGUGCAGCUGCCCUCCAGGAAAGAGCUCCCUGAAUACUAUGAACUGAUAAGGAAGCCAGUGGACUUCAAAAAGAUCAAGGAGCGUGUGCGCAGCCACAAGUACAGGAGUGUGAGCGAUCUGGAGAAAGACGUCAUGCUGCUUUGUCACAACGCUCAGACUUAUAAUCUAGAGGGCUCUCAGAUCUAUGAGGACUCCAUUGUUCUUCAGUCAGUAUUCAAGAGUGCAAGACAAAAGCUUGCUAGUGAGGAAAGCGAUGAUGACAGCAAUGAUGAUGAUGAUGAUGAUGAUGAAGAUGAUGACGAAGAAUCGGAGGAAGAAUCUAAAUCAGUGAAGGUGAAAAUAAGGCUGAGUAAACGGGAAGAGAGAAGUCAGGACAAAGGCAAAAAGAGACCAAGUCGUGGAAAGGCCAAGCCCGUGGUCAGUGAUGAUGACAGCGAGGAAGAUCAGGAGGAGAACGAGCAGUCAGAAGGGAGUCACAGUGACGAUGAGUGAGGAGGAGAUGAGCUGAUCAUCAGCAUUCCCUUCACACGUUUAUUUGCUUCUUUUAUUCUCUUCCCUCACCCAGCUCAAUUAUUCUGUGCUUUACUUAAGGCUUUCUAAAAUAAUUAUUGUUUUUUUUCUCUCUUUCUUUUUGUUUUAUUUUAUUGUAUGUUUAAACACUUUGUCCUGUGCAUUUCUCCUCUCUUUUUUUUUUUUUUGUGAGGAUGUGAAACAUCCUCACAUUUUGCACCUUUAAUAGCUUACAGUUAUUCUGAAAUUUCCCUUUGCGCAGUGGGGUAUCUUAGAGAUGAUUUCUGUAUGCUUGUAAAUAAUUUACAUUUAUGCAAGUGUUUAAAAAACAAUA